Ceraceosorus guamensis is the source of this 360-nucleotide messenger RNA. RefSeq lists its product as hypothetical. The record is from RefSeq and is a predicted model, not a curated record. NCBI's taxonomy places the organism in Eukaryota, Fungi, Basidiomycota, Exobasidiomycetes, Ceraceosorales, Ceraceosoraceae. Bases 101 to 319 code for a protein of 72 amino acids. The transcript has a single exon.
CGCCGCUAGUGGCGCAAACGUCACCUGCUAGCGCAGGGUAAGGCCAACAAAGCUGCCGUCUAUACAACAGUCUUGAGAGAAGGAGCAGCGCUGAUCGGCUAUGUAUGAUCCUCUAACACAUGCCUAUAGCACUUGCCUUCUGGCCAGUGCCUGCCUCGGCUGGAUGUCGACGUGGUGCUGGGGCUCUAGACCGGACAAGAUGAGAUGCUGCUGCACCGAGAGGCAAGCUAGCUGUGCUUCUACAGGCCUCGGACACGCGCAGAAGGAAGAUGUGGAUGCGGUGCUUGCACGAGCAAGUAGUAGAGUGCUAUAUUCGUGAGUGAUGGGUAUAUAUGGAUGGACGAGAAUUUGAUGAAGUGU